Molecule: messenger RNA, 1298 nt
Organism: Aspergillus campestris IBT 28561
Lineage: Eukaryota; Fungi; Ascomycota; Eurotiomycetes; Eurotiales; Aspergillaceae
Product: homoserine dehydrogenase
Exons: 2
Coding region: 119-1228 (369 amino acids)
Biological process (GO): aspartate family amino acid biosynthetic process; L-homoserine biosynthetic process
Molecular function (GO): aspartate kinase activity; NADP binding; homoserine dehydrogenase activity
Source: RefSeq, a predicted model, not a curated record
UUGGAUCUUCUCGUUCUCUUCCCCCGCAUUGCUGGUGCUUAAUUAUUUCUCCCACUAAAUCGUCUGAGUCGAAUUUGCCGUCCCAUUUCCCCAUUGACUUCUGCUCAGUGAAUUCACCAUGGCAUCCCCUAUCUACCUCGGUGUAGUCGGUGUCGGCGGUGUCGGAUCCGCCUUCCUGCAGCAACUGGCCCGCCUGCCGAACGCGCCCCAGCUCGUUCUCCUCGCCCGUUCCUCCCAGACCCUGCGGGCGCCCGCCCCCGCCUACACCCCCGCCCUCCCCGCGGACUGGAAGGCCGCGACCGAGUCGGCCGGCGUGACCCAGUCGGGGGCCUUGUCGGUCGCGGAGAUGGCCUCGUAUCUCGCCGCGGCGCCCGGCCGGGCUGUAUUGGUCGACAACACCAGCGACCCCGCGCUGGCGAGUGCCUACCCCACCUUCCUUCGCCAGGGCGUCUCGGUCGUCACCCCGAAUAAGAAGGGCUUCUCGUCCGACCUGGCCCUGUGGAAGGAGAUCUUCGCGGCCGCCGCGCAGGGCGACGCCCUCGUCUACCACGAGAGCACCGUCGGCGCCGGCCUGCCCGUCAUCUCGACGCUCCGCGAUCUGGUCGCGACGGGCGACCAGGUCACCCGCAUCGAGGGCGUCUUCUCCGGCACCCUGUCCUUCCUCUUCAACACCUUCGCGCCCGUGUCGAGCUCCACCCCCGCGGCACCGUGGAGCCAGGUGGUCUCCCAGGCCAAGGACCUGGGCUACACAGAGCCGGACCCGCGCGAUGACCUAAACGGCAUGGACGUGGCGCGCAAGCUGACGAUCCUGGCGCGCAUCGCGGGCCUCGAUGUGACCGCCCCCGACGCCUUCCCCAUCGAGUCGUUGAUUCCGGCCGAGCUGGCUGGGCUCCCAUCCACCGCAGACGGGAUCACGCAGUUCAUGGCCCGGUUGCCCGAGUUUGACAGCCAGAUGGCCGCGAUCAAGGAUGAGGCCGCGCAGCAGGGCAAGGUGGUGCGGUACGUGGGCAGCAUUGAUGUGGCGACCCAGCAGGUCCGCGUUGGCCUGCAGCAGUUCCCGCAGGACAGUGCCAUCGCCGGCCUCAAGGGCAGCGACAACAUCAUCAGCUUCUACACCCAGCGGUACGGGUCUAACCCGCUGAUUGUCCAGGGCGCUGGCGCUGGCGGCGAUGUGACCGCGAUGGGUGUGACGGCGGAUCUGCUGAAGGUGGUGCAGCGUCUGCGUUGAUUGAAUUGGGGACGGGAAAUUCCCCCUUGGAACAUAGACUUUUGGAAUAGACAAAUCAAUGGGUCCGUCU